AUGACGUCCGUUCCAGAAUACUCUGCUGCGGGCAGAACCAGGUCCUCCGAUGGAGCGACCGCCAGCUCUGAUGCGAGCUCCACAUUCCAAGUUUCAUCGAGCGAGUCGACCGAGACGACAGAGGGGAUCGAAACAGUCUUCAUGAAUAAAGAAGUCUCAACCUCAAGUCCCAAAUCAGACCUCUCGGCCAAAUCGUUGGUCGAGUCACCACAAUCAUCACACCCCCACACCGAUGACGAUGAGCCGCGCAAAUGUUGGAUUUGCUACACGGACGAAACAGAGAUUUCGCCUUUGAAUCAGGAAUGGCGGUCGCCUUGUCCUUGCGCCUUGACCGCCCAUGAGGCGUGCCUUCUCGACUGGCUCGCAGAUAUGGAAAACCCCAAGACACGCAAGAACAAUGCCGGCAACGUCACUAUGCAGUGCCCCCAGUGCAAGACAGAGAUUAUCGUCACUCGUCCCCGAAGCUACAUGGUCGAUGCUCUCCGAUUAUUCGAGCGGGUAGCCGGCCGGCUAGUUCUUCCAGGAAUGAUGUUCACGGUAGCAGGCACUGUGUGGGCCGGAUGCUGUGCGCAUGGAGUGUAUUCUAUGUACUUCAUUUUCGGAACAGAGGAAGCCAAGCAGAUCAUGGACGAAAACAUGGAUGGACCAUGGAACCCGGGUUUGAACAUCGGUCUACCUCUGAUUCCUCUUGUCCUCAUCUUUUCGCGCACUCGCUACGCCGAAGGCUUGCUCCCGGCUAUUCCCGUGCUUUUCUUCGCUGCCCACAACCCGACACAAGAGCCUGAUUUUGACCUGUGGCCCCCUACGCCUUCUAUGGCGUUUGCGGCGCUACCCUAUGUCAAGAGCUUCUAUGGAGUGCUCUAUGAGAGAUUGUUUGGUGGCUUGGAGAGGAAGUGGAUUGCCGAGGUCCAGCCACGGUCAACUGAGGAAGUCCUAGAUGAUGCACAGCAGCAAGAUCAGGCCGAAGGUCUCCACCGUUUUGGGGAUAACGGCAAUGGUCAGAUUCUCAUGGAAAUCGAUCUUGAACUCAACGUCGGAAUGGGCAAUCGGGAUGAACCCCAACAAGCCGAUCCAGUUGGUGCCGACGAAGAUGCCAAUGUCCCCAAUGGACAAGCUCAAAACCCAGAUCAAAAUAAUAAUCCACUCGGGCUUGGACGACGACAGAACGAGAUGAUACACGACACCAGCAACUUGGCAGAUAUUGUCCUUGGUGCACUUGUCUUCCCGGCAAUUUCGGCUUCUAUGGGUGGCAUUCUGAAAUAUGUCCUACCAAAAGCGUGGACAACGCCAUCGACAAUGUUAGAGCGAACUCGCCCGGGGCUCCUCCAGACUCGCUGGGGCCGCAGUGUUCUUGGUGGAUGCAUGUUUGUUCUGCUGAAGGAUGCACUGGUGCUUUAUUGCCGCUGGAAAUUGGCACAAACGCACCGCCGCCGCAAGGUUCUCAACUAUGACCGAGCUAAGAAGCAUCAUGCUUCCAAGCGGUCCACUCGCCAGCUCUGA
This is a messenger RNA of Penicillium olsonii, 1500 nucleotides long. NCBI's taxonomy places the organism in Eukaryota, Fungi, Ascomycota, Eurotiomycetes, Eurotiales, Aspergillaceae. The record is from the annotation of a GenBank genome assembly.